AUGCAGGCAGUCGGUGCCUUACCGACCUACCUGUGCCCUGCACUUGCUGGGACGAUGGCGGUAUCGACGGUGUCGACGGUGUCGACAGCAUCGACCAUGGCGAUGCCAGGCCGGCUGCGUUCAUCAUAUAUUGCAUUGAGCAGGCGGUCAUUCUCUGCCAGCACACCCAGCCUCUCCUCUUCGCAGUUUCAUCGGUCCGAUUUCUCGAACCAGCCGUUCACUGGCAUGUACGAGCCAGGACUGCCUACUUCCGGGCCCUUGGGGGGCGCUUCCAUCUAUGGCACGCCCAGGCUCACUCCCAAGAUGCUAAAGCAACAUCUCGAUCAAUUUGUUGUGGGUCAAGAACGGGCGAAAAAGGUCCUCAGCGUGGCCGUGUUCAAUCACUAUCAGCGGGUACAAGAGAUACAACGACGGCAAGAGGAAGAGGAAGAACUGCUGGCACAAAGAGAACGCAGGGAGCGGCAUCCGGUGGAAGACGAAUUUCCCGGUCAGCAAGCAACGAUCCGAAUGGGUGGCCCUCCUACAUCGGCGUUCGAGCCGCAUACGAGUAACCCGCAACUGGUUGACACAAGCCCGCUCACACUGGAGAAAUCCAACAUCUUACUGUUAGGACCUAGCGGGGUAGGAAAGACUCUGAUGGCAAAGACCUUGGCCAGAGUACUUUCAGUGCCCUUUUCAAUGUCGGACUGUACUCCAUUCACCCAGGCUGGAUAUAUCGGCGAAGAUGCCGAGGUGUGCGUCCAUCGCCUGCUGGCUGCUGCGAAUUACGAUGUGGAAAAGGCCGAACAUGGUAUUAUAUGCUUGGAUGAAGUGGACAAAAUUGCUACGGCCAAAGUCAGCCACGGCAAGGAUGUCUCGGGGGAAGGUGUCCAGCAAGCGCUGUUGAAAAUCAUUGAAGGUACCACCAUCCAGGUGCAAGCCAAACCAGAGCGGAACGCCCCUCGUGCGGGCGGUCAGUCACAAACAUAUCCAACAAACAGCCCUUUGGGUGCUGGACUCUCUUCCGGACCACCAGGUGGUGCACCGCCUCCGGCGAAGGGCGAGGUGUAUAAUGUGAGGACGGACAACAUCUUAUUUAUAUUUAGCGGUGCCUUCGUUGGCCUUCAGAAACACAUCAUGGACCGUUUGACCAAAGGGAGCAUCGGCUUUGGAGCUAGUGUGCGCUCCAGCUCCAACCUGCGCUCCUAUGCGCGUGAUCAGAAGUCAACAACAACUGCCCCGGUCCCCAUCUUGCCCGGUUCUCAGGAAGAAGAACUCUAUAAGAAACAUUUGCCGUUCUUCACCCCGGCACCUGCAGCUGAACCACCGUCAAUGGAUGGCACUGGCCCUGAGCCCAACUACUUUAACCCUUUGGAUCUUGUCACGCCUGCCGACCUGCAAUCGUAUGGCUUCAUACCUGAACUCGUUGGGCGUAUACCCACAACAACUGCAUUGUCCGCUUUGACUCACUCGUUACUACUACGCAUACUCACCGAACCUCGCAACUCCCUUGUGGCGCAAUACGUUACUUUGUUCUCACUUUCCGGCAUUGAGCUUCGCUUCACUACGCCCGCCCUACAUGUGGUUGCGUCUAACGCACUUUCGAUGGGAACAGGAGCCCGUGCUCUUCGCACCGAGAUGGAAACCAUUCUUGGGGAUGCAAUGUUUGAGGCUCCUGGAAGCAGUGUAAAGUAUGUGCUGGUGACUGAACGCGUGGCCAAGAGAGAAGAGGGUGCCAUCUAUUUCGCCAGAGGUCAAGGAGGCAAGUUCCAUGCUCUCAUUGCCCAGGAAGAGGGCGAGUGGGAAGAAAAGCAGAAGCGAAAGGAGGGGGAGAGAAAGACUGCUGGGCCCUCUGCGAGUUUCGAAGACUGGAGGACCAAAGCCACGAUUGCGGCCGGCAGCGGAGGCUGA
Messenger RNA from Exophiala dermatitidis NIH/UT8656, 1890 nucleotides. RefSeq names its product ATP-dependent Clp protease ATP-binding subunit ClpX. Gene Ontology annotation, cellular component: mitochondrial matrix. The transcript has a single exon. Lineage: Eukaryota; Fungi; Ascomycota; Eurotiomycetes; Chaetothyriales; Herpotrichiellaceae. Gene Ontology annotation, molecular function: ATP binding; ATP hydrolysis activity. The record is from RefSeq and is a predicted model, not a curated record. Gene Ontology annotation, biological process: proteolysis; protein catabolic process. Bases 1 to 1890 code for a protein of 629 amino acids.